This is a messenger RNA of Hyaena hyaena (striped hyena), 852 nucleotides long. RefSeq names its product ATP synthase mitochondrial F1 complex assembly factor 1 (gene ATPAF1). Gene Ontology annotation, biological process: mitochondrial proton-transporting ATP synthase complex assembly. The record is from RefSeq and is a predicted model, not a curated record. Lineage: Eukaryota; Metazoa; Chordata; Mammalia; Carnivora; Hyaenidae. The annotation marks the transcript as partial. The transcript is spliced from 8 exons. Gene Ontology annotation, cellular component: mitochondrion.
AUGGAGCAGGCGCGCGGGCCGCGGGCUGAGGCCGACGCGCACGAGGAGGAGGAGGAGGCGGGGGUGGCCAUGGCUGCCGCGGUGGCGGCGGCUGGCGGAACGGGCCCCGCCGUGCUGCAGGUGGCCGGUCUGUACCGGGGCCUGUGCGCGGUGCGUAGCCGCGCCCUAGGACUGGGGCUCGUGUCCCCCGCGCAGCUGCGCGUGUUCCCGGUGCGCCGCGGCUCGGGCCGGCCCGCGGGGGGCGCCGACGGUAGCGGGGCCGGGGCCGACCUCGAGGCCAACCCCUUCUACGACCGCUACCGGGACAAGAUCCAGCAGCUGCGCAGAUCUGACCCAGCUGCUUUUGAAUCCCGACUAGAGAAGCGCAGUGAGUUUCGGAAGCAGCCAGUGGGGCACUCCAAGCAAGGGGACUUUAUCAAAUGUGUGGAACAGAAGACGGACCCCUUGGGGAAACAGCCUGUGAGUAGAGGAUUCACUAAGGACAAGACUCUCAGUUCAAUCUUUAACAUUGAGAUGGUGAAAGACAAAACUGCAGAAGAAAUAAGACAGAUUUGGCAGCAGUAUUUUGCAGCAAAGGAUACAGUCUACGCAGUUAUUCCUGAAGAGAAGUUUGACUUGAUCUGGACCCGAGCUCAGUCCUGUCCAACAUUUCUAUGUGCACUACCAAGAAGGGAAGGUUAUGAGUUCUUUGUAGGACAAUGGACAGGUACUGAACUCCACUUCACUGCACUUAUAAAUAUUCAGACCCGAGGGGAUGCUGCAGCCAGCCAGUUGGUUUUAUAUCACUACCCUGAACUUAAGGAAGAAAAGGGCAUAGUGCUGAUGACAGCAGAAAUGGAUACCACCUUUUUG